AUGAGACUACAAAUCAAUCCACUGGUCAGACAUAUAAUCAAACAUAUGCUUUUAUACACACUACAAAACUACUGCAGGCGUUUUUAUUCUCAAUCCGCUGAAAGUUUAAUCGAAGCGAAGUCUUUGUCUAUGAUACGGGGGGAAAAAGAGCAGGAAGUGACAAAUGUUUACACCAAAACUUCAGAGGUAGGGGUGGAAAGAAGAUUUUUAAAAACUCCCCAAAAUCUAACACUUAUCUGAUGAAGGUGUUGGAUGUACAGGACAGUGAUGGGGAGAAAUAUAGCAUAACGCUGACACAAUAUAACAAAAUAUUUAGCCCAAAUCAGUGAAGAAUACAACGGAAUAACUACCCACAGACCCACCCCCCAACCCGGCCUCACAUUCCUUCUGUCAUAAUUUGUCAUUUUGCUCUUUGGCCAUUCACAGAACUACAGAUAGUAAACGGAAAGCAUAAUGCACCUUUUGUAAGUUUGACAAGAGUAAAGACCAAAUAACCAGAAACCACCUGCAGAUAAGACCUGGGGUUCCUGCUUCAGGUAUUUAUGGGUGGGGGGCUGGACGCAAAUACGAGUAUAAUAGAGGAGAAACAGUAGCCCUCCUCAGACCAUCCAUGCAAAAUGAAGAAGAAAAGUGAAGGACGCCUGGCUAUUGUAUGGCUGGCUUUAAUACAAGGUGUUCUGGCCUCCGGUGCUGUUGAGGUCAAGCCCUCCAUCAACCCCGCUGUAGUUGGGGACUCUGUGACGCUGUCCCUGUCUCCUUUGACUAACCUGCGGAGCGGAAGCUGGGCAGUGGGAGAGUCCCUCAUCCUCACCUGGGUGGGGGACCAGCAGGCGGUCUUCCCCGCUCACAGCGGCAGGGCGUCAGUCAACGUGCUCACCGGAGCGCUCGCUCUGAACUCCGUCACGGUAGCCGACUCGGGAGUGUACGUGCUGCAGAGCAGCAACCCCGAGCUUAAGGCCGCCGCUUCCAUCGCGGUUUUCGAGCCCAUUUCAAAUGUGACACUCAGAGCCAACCGAACCCAGCUGGUGGAGCUGAGCAGCUCGGCAGUCUUCACGUGCUCCGUCUCCUCCGGAUCCUCUCUCUCUUUCCUCUGGAUGAACGCCAGCGCGGAGCUUCAACGAAGGGACGGAGUUCAGCUCACUGACGGAAACGCCACUCUCACCAUAGCGAACGUGACCCGCCACGACCGAGGGCCGUUCCGUUGUCGCGUGUUCAAUCCCGUCAGCCAUGGAACCAGCGAUCGAGUAAAUCUGACCAUCAGCUACGGUCCAGACCACAUGGCCCUAACGGUGAAUGGGCAGAACACGACUUCCUUUGACGCGGGGUCCAACCUGACGGUGCUCUGCUCGGCACUGUCCCAUCCGCCGGCUCAGCUUCGGUGGGCUUUCAGAGGGCAGCUCGUGAACACUACGGGUCCGUUGCUGCAGCGCUUCAGUGUCAUCGAGGAGCAAAGCGGCCCGUACUCCUGUCUGGCCUUCAACAACCACACCGGCAUGAACAGCAGUAUCACGGCGCGCAUCGAGAUAGCAAAGACUUCGUCAAGGUCUGAACAACAGGCGAUCAAUGUGAUGCUCCUGCCGCUGCUGUUGUUGGUUGAGUUGCUCUCUUUAUUGCCAGAAAAACUGUAGAAUAACGUCUUUAUGACACUGACUGACUUCUAUACUAUACUUUAGUGUGUGGAUUCAAGUCUGUGCGGUUUAGAAGAAGAAAAAAGGUGUGUUAUCCCUUCAGAAUGGUGAGCCUUCUACAUCCAUUCAGACCAGUCUUGAAAAUGAGUCGGAUGCUUAGAUGUGUGCAGCAGAGGGCAGAAUCAAGGUCAAACUGCUUCUUGUUGAGCAGCACCUGAUAUCAGUGCUGUAACACGCUGCAACGUUGUUAUAUGUAUCCGUAUGGUUACCACUGUUCAUCAGUUCAAAGUUCGGUUCAUAAAAUGCCUAAACAGUGACUUAUUACAAUUAUACAAUUAAUCAAUCCAACUGCCUGAUUUUCCCAAAAUCUUAAUAUGUUUGGUCGUAAUACUGAGGACAAAAAAUCAAAAA
Gasterosteus aculeatus aculeatus (three-spined stickleback) is the source of this 2039-nucleotide messenger RNA. RefSeq names its product cell adhesion molecule CEACAM6. Lineage: Eukaryota; Metazoa; Chordata; Actinopteri; Perciformes; Gasterosteidae. The record is from RefSeq and is a predicted model, not a curated record.